Molecule: messenger RNA, 1087 nt
Organism: Camellia sinensis
Lineage: Eukaryota; Viridiplantae; Streptophyta; Magnoliopsida; Ericales; Theaceae
Source: RefSeq, a predicted model, not a curated record
GGCGUUUCUGUAUGGCAACUUCUUGUCUCUCAUCACAGAGAGAGAGAGAGAGAUCGGUUCUCUCUGCGAGCGAUGAGAACACUUUCCACUGAAACAUCCAAACUAACCGUUAAAAUUGAAUAGUCUAGACAUCAGUUUUGUUUUGUUUUUUUUUUUAAAUUUUAAAAAACGAUCUGUUUUGAUCAAAAUCGAAGCUUGAUCGAGUAGUUUCAAACUUUCAUCAUGUUUUGAUUUUGAUUGAAAUCCUCAACGAUCUGUUGUAGUAGUAGUAGUUGUUGUAGCCAUGGAUAUCCGAUUUCCAUACUCUCCAGCGGAGGUCGCCAAGGUCCGGAUGGUCCAGUUUGGCAUCCUUAGCCCCGAUGAGAUCAGGCAAAUGUCAGUGGUGCAGAUCGAGCACAGUGAGACGAUGGAGCGAGGGAAGCCGAAGCCCGGUGGCCUCAGCGACCCUCGGUUGGGUACUAUUGACCGAAAGAUGAAGUGUGAGACCUGUAUGGCCAACAUGGCUGAGUGUCCUGGCCAUUUUGGGCACCUCGAGCUCGCCAAACCCAUGUUCCAUAUUGGAUUUUUGAAAACUGUACUCAGUAUUAUGCGAUGCGUUUGCUUCAAUUGCUCCAAAAUUCUGGCCGAUGAGGAGGAACACAAAUUUAAGCAAGCUCAGAAAAUUAGAAAUCCAAAAAACAGACUUAAAAAGAUCCUAGAUGCUAGCAAGAGCAAAACAAAAUGUGAAGGUGGCGAUGAAAUUGACACCCAAGAUCAAGAUACUGAUGAACCAGUUAAGAAGAGUCGAGGGGGUUGUGGUGCUCAACAACCUAAGCUCACUAUUGAAGGUAUGAAAAUGAUUGCUGAAUACAAGCUUCAGAAGAAGAAAAAUGAUGACCCAGAACAGCUUCCUGAACCUGUUGAAAGGAAACAACAGCUCUCCGCUGAAAGGGUUUUAAAUGUCCUGAAGCGUAUAAGUGAUGAAGACUGCAAGUUGUUGGGCUUGAAUCCUAAGUAUGCCCGUCCAGAUUGGAUGAAAUUGCAAUAGGAUGUCAUUGUGGUAUGAGCAUACUACAGGAAGAGCUGAAGAAUUGUUCCAAUAGCCUCA